This is a messenger RNA of Balaenoptera musculus (blue whale), 3959 nucleotides long. RefSeq names its product nucleoporin 58 (gene NUP58). The record is from RefSeq and is a predicted model, not a curated record. The transcript is spliced from 15 exons. Lineage: Eukaryota; Metazoa; Chordata; Mammalia; Artiodactyla; Balaenopteridae. Gene Ontology annotation, molecular function: structural constituent of nuclear pore. Gene Ontology annotation, cellular component: nuclear pore. The coding region runs from base 208 to 1971 and encodes 587 amino acids. Gene Ontology annotation, biological process: nucleocytoplasmic transport.
GCGCGCUCCCGGAGGUGCGUGCGGGCGGCCGCUGGUUACCUGAGCUGCGCCAUCUCCACAUCCUCGGGCCGGUCUUCGCGGCCGCUGGGCUCCGCGUUCGCGCAAGGUCGCGGCUGGGCGGGAGCGAUGCUGCCCGGCCCGCUUGGGCCUUGAGGUGGGAGCGGCGAACCGACCCAUUAGCUUGCCGACCGCGCCGAGCCCGCAGCCAUGUCCGCGGGGUUCUCCUUCGGGAGCAGCACGCUGGGCUCCUCCACCGUGGCCGCCAGCGGGAGCGGCACGGGCGGCGGUUUCUCCUUCGGGACCGCGGCGUCUAGCAGCCCUUCUGUGGGGCUCAGCUUUGGAACUCUGGGGAGCACGGCGACUCCAGUGACAACAUCUGCUCCUUCUGGUGGUUUUGGAACCGGGCUCUUUGGAUCUAAACCUGCCACUGGGUUCACUCUAGGAGGAACGAACACAGGCCCGCCGGCCACCACGUCUGCGUCCACGGCAGGCUUCAGCUUAGGCUUCAGCAAACCCGCGGCGUCCGCCACGCCGUUUGCGCUGCCCAUCACGUCUGCCUCGGCUGGCGGUCUCACGCUCUCGUCUGCUCUGACGUCGACUCCUGCAGCGUCCACAGGAUUCACUCUGAGCAGCCUGAGCGGGACGGCAGCUGCAGCCACCACCGCGCCCGCAGGCCUCUCUUUAGGGGGAGCCUUGACGGGUUUGGGAGGGCCGCUUUUCCAAAGCGCAAGCACGGCGACAUCAGGACUUGGACAGAAUGCUUUAGGUCUGUCUCUGGGAACUGCAGCAGCUACUUCAUCUGCAGGCAACGAAGGCCUUGGAGGGUUAGAUUUUAGCAGCUCAUCGGAUAAAAAGAGUGAUAAAACAGGAACAAGACCAGAGGAUAGUAAAGCACUGAAGGACGAGACUCUGCCUGCUGUCAUCUGCCAGGACGUGGACAGCCUGCAGAAAUUUGUGAAGGAACAAAAACAAGUCCAAGAAGAAAUUAGUAGAAUGUCUUCAAAAGCGAUGCUUAAAGUGCAGGAAGAUAUUAAAGCUCUGAAGCAGCUUCUGUCGCUGGCUGCCAGCGGGCUGCAGAGGAGCGCCCUCAGUGUUGACAAACUGAAGGUGGAGACCGCUCAGGAGUUAAAAAAUGCUGAAAUAGCUUUAAGAACCCAGAAAACACCACCUGGACUCCAACAUGAAAAUACAGCUCCUGCUGACUACUUCAGAAUCCUGGUUCAGCAGUUUGAGGUGCAGCUCCAGCAGUACAGACAACAGAUUGAAGAACUGGAAAACCAUCUUGCCACCCAAGCGAACAAUUCACAUAUCACCCCUCAAGAUUUGUCAAUGGCUAUGCAGAAAAUUUAUCAAACAUUUGUAGCUUUAGCUGCACAACUUCAGUCUAUUCAUGAAAAUGUGAAGGUGCUCAAAGAACAGUACCUUGGCUACAGGAAAAUGUUCUUGGGAGACGCUGUGGAUGUGUUUGAAGCCAGGCGAGCAGAAGCCAAGAAGUGGCAGAAUGCGCCCAGAGUCACUACUGGACCCACCCCUUUCAGCAACAUGCCAAACGCAGCAGCCGUUGCCAUGGCUGCAACACUUACACAGCAGCAACAGCCUGCUACAGGGCCACAGCCAUCUCUGGGAGUUAGUUUUGGAGCGCCAUUCGGCUCAGGUAUUGGCACUGGCUUGCAGUCAAGUGGCCUAGGUUCUUCAAACCUUGGAGGCUUUGGAGCUAGCUCUGGUUUUGGAUGCAGCACCACAGGGGCCUCCACAUUUGGAUUUGGAACAACAAAUAAACCCUCAGGAAGUCUUAGUGCAGGCUUUGGCAGCUCAAGUACAUCUGGGUUUAACUUCAGCAACCCUGGCAUCACGGCAUCAGCUGGUUUGACAUUUGGGGUGUCCAAUCCUGCCUCUGCAGGUUUUGGAACAGGAGGACAACUCCUUCAGUUGAAGAAACCUCCAGCUGGAAACAAAAGAGGAAAAAGAUAAACAUAUGGGUUGAUGUGUUGAGAGAAUCCGUAGCAGCAUCGUUCAUUCUCUGAGUCUAUUUUUCUAAAGUUGAUGCAGUAACUAAAUUGCAUCCCAGGAGAUUUACGAAGUUUUGAUAGUUUUUCCUUACUUCUGAAAUUUGAACUCUGUUCUUGUUUGCCAUGCUAAACAACUUUUCUCUUGUGUAUUUGAAACCUAGUUGUGUAUUUUUCAUUAUUUUGAUUCUCAGUGUAAGAAAUAUUACAUCGCUGAUUGGUAAAUCCUACUACUAUUUAACCUAGUGUUUUAGCAAUGUUUUUGUUGAUAAGGUUUACAUUACGUGAAUACAUGCACAUUUGUUUCUUAUAUAGGUGGUAUGAACUCUAGGGCCUGUACCAGAAUCACUUUGUUCCUUGAUAAAAGGCCUUUUGAACUACACUGCAGGGCAUCUUGUGAAUAUGUAUGUAAAAUAUAUACAGGAUAAUACACACAACUGUGUGUGCAUAUAGAAUAUAUAUUUACAGACCUACAACUUUUGCCUCAGACUGUUCCCCUUUUCUAAGGGUAUUCCAUUUUUCACCUUUUAUGCUUCAAAUCCUCAGUGCUUGUAGAACAAGGAGCUAAAGGUACCAAGUCAUUGUAGGUAUUUGCUUAAAGACUUAGUGAAAUGGUUACUGGUGUAAAUAUUGACCAACUCAACUUCAUUGCCCCCAGUCUUGCCCAUUUUUGUUUCCAUGUUAAUCUUAGCAGCUACUCCAGAUGAGGGCUGCUGAGACUCAUCAAACCGAUUUCAACAACUUUAUUAUCCUAUGUAUCCUCAUAUCUGAGAUGAACCUUCAAGAGCAUAUUUGAACUCCAGACUGGUGUUCUGGGGGCAAAGAGCUAUUAAGCCAAAUUGAUUCUAUGCAGGUGAAGGAUAACUAUUAUUUCAGUGGAAACUUUUCUCGCUGUUCCAGUAGAGAGUUCUUUCUUACAGGGCUAUUGAUGUUGACACCAAAUGGAGUCGCUUAUCAGCCUCUUCUAUGUCUUAAGUAAGUGCUUAAUUUGGAAUAAAGAAACAGUAUAUUUUAAGAAAAAAAGUAUUCUUUGUAGCAACAGUAAACUAUCCCCCGUUUUAACAGUGAACAGAGAGCUCCAGGUAAUAAGAUAUAUAGACAUGUCAGGUUGCAUCUGUGUGUCAUUUGUAUUAGUAUUAGUGACAGAGAGUGGGUGAAAAAGAGAGCCCUUGGAAAGAGAACUGCCUUAGCCAUGAUUUCAGACAGAAACCGUUAGGUAGACCUAUUUUAUCUUUCAAGUGCAGUUUUCAGAUGGGAUGUGAACGUGGAAUUUCAUUGAAAAUAGUUUAAUUUUUUUAUAUAGAAGGUUUUGUACAUAAUGUGCAUCAAGUGAAUAUUUUCAGAAUCAUUUUCACCAAGGCACCUUUUUUUCUAAAAUAGGUAUUACAUAUAUAUAUAUACACACACACACACACACACACACACACACACACACACACAUAUAUUUUAGUAUAACGUUAGUUGGGUUUGAUUAUAAAAGUGUCGUCAAAUCUGUUUUAUUUAUCUGCAUAUAGCGAUGAUUGGCUUUUGGAAUUGAAAUUUUUGCGCCUUGAUGCAUUAAAAUAAGGAAAAUGCUUUGUUUCUGAGCAUGAAAGUUGUUUUUAUUUUUGCAUACUUCCCUAAUACUGCGGUCCCCAGAUCCAGGUUUUGGGGAAGGGUAGGAAAACAUGUGGUUUUGUGUUUUGAAUUACUGUCAGAAUUAAAUACACAAUUACAACAAACUUUUUUUAAAAAGGACAUUGCAUUGUGCUGCAAAAAUCUGGAUAUUUAUAUUUCUUGUGUUUUUUUCUUUAUAUAUUUUACAUUUUAAUAUGUUGACCAUUGGGAAUUUGUAACAGAUCAAUUUGUGACAGGAGUUUAAAUGUGUCGUCACUGUGUCCAUUGUCUCCACUUUGUCCAGAGCCUGUCAUUAUGUAAACAAUAAAAUUUACUGUGUCAGUUGCUUUGAAUCUU